Messenger RNA from Guillardia theta CCMP2712, 699 nucleotides. RefSeq lists its product as hypothetical. Bases 1 to 699 code for a protein of 232 amino acids. NCBI's taxonomy places the organism in Eukaryota, Cryptophyceae, Pyrenomonadales, Geminigeraceae. Gene Ontology annotation, cellular component: axoneme. Gene Ontology annotation, molecular function: dynein heavy chain binding. The record is from RefSeq and is a predicted model, not a curated record. The transcript has 9 exons.
AUGAUGCCUCCGGUGGAGUCGCUGGUGAAGUACGAGGAAGCGGAGAAGACGAAGAGCAAGAAGAGCAACGCUGCAGCUGAUCCGAAGGCAAAAUCAGUACAAACAGAAGACAUCUUGAAUGCUAUCUUGCCCCCACGAGAAUGGACAGAAGGAGGAGAGCUGUGGGUUCAGUACGUUUCCACUCAGAUGCCAACAAGAUCGGACGCAAUUAGACUAGCUGAAAGGCUUGAUCAGCGACUGAAACUGCGAGGAGCGAGGGAGCAUGGGAUAUGCACUAUCCGUGAAGAGAUCUAUGCCCAGUGUUUCGAUGAGUUGAUCCGACAAGUAACGAUAGAUUGCCCAGAGAGAGGACUUCUGUUCCUGAGGUUGCGUGACGAAGCGAGAAUGAGGAUUGCAGCAUAUCAGUCCCUGUACGAGAGCAGCCUGGCUUUUGCUGUGCGGAAAGCCGUGACAGGAGAGGAGCAGAGAAACGAACUGUUGCAUCAGACGAAGAACCUCACCAACGAGUGCGAAGAGCUGAGACACGCGCUUCAUGAUCAGACGGAGAGAGCUGAAACCAUCGACUCGAAGGAAGAAGAGAAAUGGCAGCAGAUGAAAAUCAAACAUCAUCAAGAAAUCAAGUCGUUGAAAGACACGUACAAAGCACAGACGAAGCACCUGCAAGAGCUGCUUGCACCUCCACCAGGUUUCGUCAAGUGA